ACUGCAGUUUAUUAGAAAAUAAAUUGCAACUCAACAUGUCGACGGAACUGUGCUCAAAAAAUGGAAUACUCAUCCGGAUAAUGAAAGUGGAAGACUACAUGAAGGUGAAGGAUUUCAUGGGAGGAAAUUUCUACAAUGGAGAACCUCUAUGCGCCUCUUCAGGCGAAGAUGUGCAGAAAUGCUGUGAGAAGGAAAACGAUGAAUACCACAUCUCGAUGAUAGAACAAGGCACCUGUCUUUUGGCACUCAACGAGAACGAUGGAGGUCGCAUAGUAGGCCUUGUUCUGGCCGGAGGCCAAGUGCCCAGUGACCUGGAGAAGCAUCGCAAAGAAGCAGAUGAAAUGGAACAAAACACAUGGGGACGCAUAGCUGUAUUUCUAUCAAUUGUCGAACGCAAAGUGAAUAUCUUUGAGCGCUACGGAAUUUCCAAGCUUCUCUACUCCCAUAUCACGAAUGUGGCUGCAUCAAUGCGUGGCCAGGGAUUAGGUGGACGUCUUGCUAACGCUCUAAUCGAGGUGGGCAAAUCCAAGGGCUUUCCUUUGAUGGUGGCCUAUUGCUCCAGUUUCUAUUCGGCGCGCCAAAAGGAAGCCUUGGGCAUGGAGUGUAUCUACCAACAGGCCUAUGCGGACUAUAAGGAUGAACAAGGUCAAGUGGUGUUCAAGCCAGCAGCCCCUCACACCCAUCUACGUAUCAUGGCCAUCAAACUUUAAAGAUAUUGAUUAUAUUAAGUGUCUUUUGUUGAUAAGUUUUAAGUGUCACUUAAUGUUCAAAUUUAUUAUUGUAGAAUAUGUACAUAU
Molecule: messenger RNA, 797 nt
Organism: Drosophila albomicans
Lineage: Eukaryota; Metazoa; Arthropoda; Insecta; Diptera; Drosophilidae
Product: arylalkylamine N-acetyltransferase-like 2
Exons: 1
Coding region: 36-710 (224 amino acids)
Molecular function (GO): N-acetyltransferase activity
Source: RefSeq, a predicted model, not a curated record